UUUCUGUUGGGUGGGAUAAAGAUUGUUCUAGAAAUUCGCACGUCUGUCAAAAGGAGACAAGUAUACGCUUGGAAAAGGCCAAAACCUUAAUUGUGGAAUUCUUUAGGAUGCAGUCUCACGUGUUGGAAGAGGAGUUUCUGAAUAUCCCAGAGAUAAAUUAUAUAGAACACAGCCUGGAUAUCAUACGUGUCGACAGCUGCCGCCCAGGCUUUGGGAAAAAUCAGGUCACACACCAUGACUGUCCCGGCUGUUGCGUGGUUUGUGAUCCAGGAACGUAUAGCUCAGACAACAGCUCUCAGUGUGAGGUUUGCAAAGACAUCAAGAUUACCUACUAUGGAGCAACAGAUUGCUGACGGGUAACAUUAUACAUCAUCAUACUUCUUAUCUUCUCUGCCUUUCAGCUUGGAUAAGUUCUAACUCACUGUUCGUUAAUGUACUGUUUUACCAUGAUAGAACCACCUUCAUAUUCAAGAGCCAUCUUGGUGCAUACAUCAUCUUCAAACUCAGCAUGAGAGUCUAGAUAAUAUUGAUUAAAGCU
Molecule: messenger RNA, 538 nt
Organism: Bufo bufo (common toad)
Lineage: Eukaryota; Metazoa; Chordata; Amphibia; Anura; Bufonidae
Gene: ZPBP2
Product: zona pellucida binding protein 2
Exons: 3
Coding region: 108-353 (81 amino acids)
Biological process (GO): binding of sperm to zona pellucida; acrosome assembly
Cellular component (GO): zona pellucida receptor complex; extracellular region; acrosomal vesicle
Source: RefSeq, a predicted model, not a curated record